Scleropages formosus (Asian bonytongue) is the source of this 2274-nucleotide messenger RNA. RefSeq names its product TCF25 ribosome quality control complex subunit (gene tcf25). NCBI's taxonomy places the organism in Eukaryota, Metazoa, Chordata, Actinopteri, Osteoglossiformes, Osteoglossidae. Gene Ontology annotation, molecular function: protein binding. The record is from RefSeq and is a predicted model, not a curated record. The transcript is spliced from 18 exons. The coding region runs from base 86 to 2146 and encodes 686 amino acids. Gene Ontology annotation, cellular component: RQC complex.
UGUUGUGGUUCCGGUCGGACUUCUUUGGGAGCAGGACUUGUCAUCUUCAGUCGUAGUUGCUCGUCAGCUGCUGUCUCUUCUAACUAUGUCAAGUCGUGCUCUUCGAAGAUUAAGAGGGAAACAGCGGGGUCAGGAGGCUAUAGACAUCGGAGGCUUACUUGCUGACCCCAACGAAGAAGUUGCAGACCUGGAGGAGGAGGCGCAGGAUGGAGUUCUACAGCCGGUGGCGAAGAACAGCCGAAAGUCUUCUAAGAAAAACAAAACUCAGAAAAAUGUCAACAACAUUUAUGAACUGAUCUGCGAUGCUGACAAUGAGACGGAGAGAUGUCCUACAGAUGAGGAGGCUGGAGUGAGGCUGGGAGAGCCUGAAGAUCAAGAGAACAAAGAGAAGAGUGACAUUGGACAGACAGAGAAGGCUCCUAGGCUGGUGGAGUCCAGUAUAGACAAAGUGAACUCUGGAGACAAAACCAGCAAAAGGAAAAAGAAGAAGAAAAAGAAAAAGGCAACCGCAGAAGACCCACAGCAGGAAGAAGGAGUAGGAGAUGAUCUUGAUGCUUUGCUAGAGACCAUUGAGAAGACCAAUGGCCUCUCCCAUCAGAGUGGGCCUUGUGGAACUUCAGACAACCGGCCAGUGUUGUAUGUGGAGCACAGGAAUCUUAAUCCAGAGACUGAACUGAAAAGAUACUUUGGAGCUCGAGCGGUAUUAGGAGACCAAAGAGCCAGGACGAGACAAAGGCAAUUCCAUCGCAGUACAUGGAUGACGGCCCCCAAAGACACCUGGCCUCGCUUCAGCAGACCAGGUAUCUCCAUGAGUCUACAGGAGUCACGGGAAGGUCUGCAGUACUUCACCUUUGUGCACAACCGGGACUACCAGCAAGUCCAGUUUAAGUUCCUUGAUGCUGUUGAAUCCAUGGACCCCAACAACAUUGUGGCUCUUCUCCAGCUCAACCCAUAUCACGUAGACUCUCUGCUGCAGCUCUCAGAUGUAUGUCGCAUUCAGGAGGACCAGGAAAUGGCCAGGGACCUGGUUGAGCGGGCUCUGUACAGCUUUGAGUGUGCAUUUCACCCUGUCUUCAGCCUGACGUCAGGAACCAGCCGACUGGACUACCUGCGCCCGGAGAACAGGGCAUUUUACCUGGCCUUAUACAAACAUAUGAUGUUCCUGGAAAAGAGAGGGUGUCCACGGACCGCACUGGAGUACUGCAAGCUCAUCCUGAGCCUGGACCCGGAAAAUGACCCUCUUUGCAUGCUGCUGAUGGUGGACUUCCUUUCCCUGCGUUCACGAGAGUACACCUUUCUCAUCCGCCUAUACGAAGAGUGGGAGGGACACCGUAACCUGUCCCAGCUGCCCAAUUUUGCCCUGUCUGUGGCGCUGUCCUACUACCACCAGAGUUUACAGGAUGAGUUGACACCAGAAGAAUGUGCUCGCUUGAAGCAGAAGGCUGACGAUCUCCUUCAGGAUGCCCUCAUCAUGUUCCCUGGCGUACUGAUGCCCCUCCUUGACCUGUGUGCUGUGCAGCCAGAUUCUGCCGUUUCCUCCCACUCCUUCUUUGGACCCAAAAGCCAAAUCUGGCAGCCGCCUGCCCUCAAUGAACUGCUGUCCCUAUAUGUGGGCCGCUGCCAUAUCCUGUGGAAGGAGGGUCGGGUCCUGUUGUGGCUGGAGGGCAAUGUGCGAGAAGUCUUGAGGAGAGUGGAUUCGAAAGACCCCCUUGUGGAGGACUAUGAAAACAAGAGGAAGAUAAGGUACCAGAGUGCCCCAAGAAACAUACAUCGUCACGUCAUCUUGUCGGAGAUCAAGGGGGCCACUGCUGCACUGCCUCUGGAAGUAACCACUCAGCCGGUUAUGGGCUUUGACCCUCUGCCUCCAUUGGACUCUGUGAUCUCCUACACCAGGCCUAACAGGUCAAAUGCAGGAGCCUCUAAUGAGAGUUCCUUCUCUCUGUUCUUCCGCUCUCUGUUGCCAAAUUUUAACCUGCAGGGGGGUGCAAGGCCCAACGAUGACCAGGAGGUGGCCCGGGCAGGCCGUGAGCUCAACCAAGAGGUUAACCGGCUCAUGGCAGCUAUGAGGGAUAUGCUGGCCAACAUCCAGGUCCUGGAGGCCCCCCGAGAGGACGAGCCAGAGCGUGAUGAGGAGGAGUGGGACUGAGAUGUCAGACUGAGGGGUGCAUGGGGAAAGUCUCCUGCAAGGACCACAAACAACACAUGUGUAACUGUAAUGUUCCCAGUUCCCUUAAUCUUGAUCUUUCAAGAAAAAUGGAUCCACACUUCAGCACU